GUCAGGACAGGACACGAGACGCGACAAAAAUGCUGCGGACGAUCCGCCCAAGCGCGCGCUGCUAUCCCCGUGCGUCGGCGCGUCAAAGCUCGUCGCAAGCGCUUCUCACGCUCGGCCACGUGGACGCUCCUCUGCGCGUUCUCGUCGUCGGCGACGGCAACUUUUCCUACGCGCGGGCGCUGUCCCGCGCAACGACCGCCACGAUCCUCGCCACGUCCUUCGACACGAGAGAUGCACUCACAGCCAUGUACCCGACCGCGCCGGCCAACAUUGCAGCGAUGUCCUUGCCCCACGCCGUGCGCCACGGAAUUGAUGCGACGCAGUUGGAGCGCUAUGGUGACUUGCCCGGGCCAUUUGACCGCAUCGUCUUCAACUUCCCGCACUCGUAUGCCGCCGACGGUGGCCGGCACAACAAGAUCAGCGAGCACCGAAAGCUAUUGACGCAGUUCUUUCAAAGUGCCGCAAGCGUCCUCUCCCCUCGUGGGCAAAUCUGGGUCGCCCUCUGUGCCGGCCAAGGUGGCACGCCAGCCGAGACGGUCCAGCGCAAGCCUGGGGAUACGUGGCAAGUCGCGCAGUGCGCGGCGAGCGCGCAACUGCUGUUGACGGCUGUUGAACCGUUUCCUAUCCGCGACCUCCAGUUGCUAGGCUACGAAAGCGCCGGCUACCGCCUCGGCGCCAAGGGCUUCUACACCAACGGCAGCCUCGUCCAUAUCUUUUGCCGCGACGAUCAAGACGAUGUCCGCGCCGCGUUCCCACUGCAGUGGACGCGGGACAUGAGUUUUUGGACACAAAAUAGCGACUGGUCGUCGGCUAAGCACGGCGACGCACUGCACGAGCUGCUGCAACGCAUUUGGCGCGGGGCCAUCGAGGUGCGUGGCGUGCGCUGUGUCGACGAGUACACUUGCCCGACGACGCGACGCAAGUCGUUGUGCUUUCGCGUCGCAUUAGAGACGUACACGAAAGCGUAUAGUGACGCGGAUAUGGUAGCUCUCUUGGCGACGGCGGGGCGUGCCAUGGGCGAGGCCCAUCUCGGAGAGUAUCGUGCGCCAACUUCUUGAGAAACACUGAAUACAAUUAUGCCUAUCGUAC
Messenger RNA from Saprolegnia diclina VS20, 1089 nucleotides. RefSeq lists its product as hypothetical. The transcript has a single exon. Gene Ontology annotation, biological process: rRNA base methylation. NCBI's taxonomy places the organism in Eukaryota, Oomycota, Saprolegniomycetes, Saprolegniales, Saprolegniaceae. The record is from RefSeq and is a predicted model, not a curated record. Gene Ontology annotation, molecular function: rRNA (uridine-N3-)-methyltransferase activity. Bases 30 to 1058 code for a protein of 342 amino acids. Gene Ontology annotation, cellular component: cytoplasm.